UGAUCCCCCGCUCUAUUGCGCUUCCCACCAGCAAGCUCUCCCCAAUUUUCAUUUGCAGGGCCGAAUUUCUUUUCUUCUUAAGGUGGUUACUUGUGUUCGCAGAUGUCUUUAUUCUCUCUUUCUCUGCGGAACGCACUAAAUUAAGAUCAUUUUCUUCCCAUAACAUCCAACGAAUCAGGAAGGAAGAGACGUCUGAAGUUUUCUUCGUUCCUCAGGAUCUUAUAAUAACACGUUUGAUGAUCACCCAUAAAAAAAAUUGAAGAGAAAGAUAUUGACUUUGUACUUGUGGGUGUCUCUUGGAUUUGUCUGGAUAAAUGGACCCAGCUCAUCUUGACAACAUAAUCAAUCGGCUUCUUGAGGUCCAAGGUCGACCAGGGAAACAAGUUCAGCUGUCGGAGUCAGAGGUUAAGCAGCUCUGCCAAGCUUCUAAGGAUAUUUUCUCUCAACAGUCCAAUUUAUUGGAGCUUGAGGCACCCAUUAAGAUUUGUGGAGACAUUCAUGGUCAGUAUUCUGAUCUUCUUCGGCUUUUCGAAUAUGGUGGAUUUCCUCCCCAGUCAAAUUACUUGUUCUUGGGAGACUAUGUAGAUCGAGGAAAACAAAGCAUAGAAACAAUAUGUCUUCUCCUUGCGUUUAAGAUAAAGUAUCCAUUGAAUUUCUUCCUCUUGAGAGGAAACCAUGAGUGUGCAUCUAUAAACCGCAUAUAUGGAUUUUACGAUGAAUGUAAGAAAAGAUUCAACAUCAAGUUAUGGAAAAUGUUCACAGACUGUUUUAAUUGCUUACCAGUUGCUGCUCUAAUUGAUGAGAAGAUUCUUUGCAUGCAUGGAGGUCUUUCACCUGACCUUCACAAUUUGGAUCAAAUUAGAAAUCUACAGCGCCCUACCGAUGUUCCAGAUGCUGGUUUGCUUUGUGAUCUUCUGUGGUCUGACCCUAGCCGAGAUGUGAAAGGAUGGGGGAUGAAUGAUCGAGGAGUUUCUUACACUUUUGGUGCUGAUAAGGUGACUGAUUUCCUAAACAAGCUUGACCUGGACCUUGUUUGCCGAGCACAUCAGGUUGUAGAGGAUGGAUAUGAAUUCUUUGCUGAUCGGCAACUAGUGACUGUAUUUUCAGCACCAAAUUACUGCGGUGAAUUUGAUAAUGCUGGUGCAAUGAUGAGUGUUGAUGAGACUUUAAUGUGUUCUUUCCAAAUCUUGAAGCCUGCAGAGAAGAAAAAAUCUCUUUUCGGUAGCACAAUUGCCAAAGCAGGAAAUUCUCUGGUAGGUCCCAAGCUAAAAUAGAACUAUAGAACUUGGGUCUCUAAGUGGUUAGUGGAAAGGGUUUAUAACUAAGAGUUAGGUUCGGUUUUCACUGAAAAUACCUUGAUUGAAGUCGAGGGUCAUGGUGGGUGAGAUGUGCUAUCCUCCUUCAGGAAAAAAAAAUUCUAAAAAAGUAUGCACAUCUAAUAAUGGAAUAUUAACUGCAAGAUAUAUCUCCUUACCAUUUGGAAACAUUCUCUAAUGUUUGUGUCAUUUCAGCUAUUUUAUUUAAUGGCAUGCUCAACAUAUUUAUUCAUGCCUAUUUCUUG
Messenger RNA from Impatiens glandulifera, 1561 nucleotides. Its product is annotated as serine/threonine-protein phosphatase PP1 isozyme 3-like. The transcript has 3 exons. Lineage: Eukaryota; Viridiplantae; Streptophyta; Magnoliopsida; Ericales; Balsaminaceae. Gene Ontology annotation, cellular component: nucleus; cytoplasm. The coding region runs from base 315 to 1274 and encodes 319 amino acids. The record is from RefSeq and is a predicted model, not a curated record. Gene Ontology annotation, molecular function: protein serine/threonine phosphatase activity.